Molecule: messenger RNA, 3999 nt
Organism: Numida meleagris (helmeted guineafowl)
Lineage: Eukaryota; Metazoa; Chordata; Aves; Galliformes; Numididae
Gene: GPR179
Product: G protein-coupled receptor 179
Exons: 11
Coding region: 1-3999 (1332 amino acids)
Biological process (GO): G protein-coupled receptor signaling pathway
Cellular component (GO): membrane
Molecular function (GO): G protein-coupled receptor activity
Source: RefSeq, a predicted model, not a curated record
AUGCCCCCCCCGGGGGGGCCGCCGCUCUGGGGCUCCCGGGCCGCCCUCCUCCUCCUCCUCCUCCUCCUGCCGCUGCUGCUGCUGCGGGCGGGGGCUCCGCCGCCCCCCGACGACCCCACGGCGGACCCGCGGGGGGACCCGGAGGGCUCCGCGGCUCUUUCCUUCCUGCGGACGGGCGACGCGCGGCGCUUGGCCCUCACCAACUGCAGCCGCAGCGCCGCGCUGCGACCCCCGGGGCCCGAACCCCCCCCGGAGCUGCGGGCAGCCCUGCGGGCCGCCCCCGAAGCUCUGACCCAGGCGGCCAACUUCCUCAACAUGCUGCUGCAGGGCAACGACCUCCGCGAGGCCAGCGUGGCCGAGGACGUGGAGUGGUACCAGGCGCUGACGCGCAGCCUGGCGGGGGGGCACCCCUGGGCGCGCCGCUCCCUGCUGGCCCUGGACGCCCACCCGGCGGCCCCCGCCCCCCGCCUGGUGCUGCAAGCCACGGCCGCCGACGGGGAGAUCCACCUGCGGGACGUGUCCGCGCCGGGGAACCGCAGCUCGGACGGCGAAUGGGUGACGGAGCUGCGGGAACGGCGCGGCCCCCCGCUCCGCAAACGGGUGCUGAGCAACGACCUGCGCUCCAUGGAGACCCCCAAGUGGCGGCGGGGCGACGGGUACGUGGCGGGGCCGGGCCACGUGCGGUGGUCGCAGCCCUUCCUCGAGUGCCGCGACGGGAAAUUCGUGCCCGUCUGGGCGGUCGCGCUGUCCGCUGCCUUCUACGGGCUGAAGCCCGACCUCAGCCCCGAGUUCAAGGGAGCCGUGCGGGUGGACAUCGAGCUGCGGGACGUGGGCAUCGACCAGUGCGACAGCGGGACGGGCUGGUUCGCGGGCACGCACCGCUGUGACCUCAACAGCACCCAGUGCAUCCCGCAGCAGAACCGCGGCUUCGUGCUGGGACAAUACGCGUGUCGCUGCAAGCCGGGCUUCUACGGGCUCAGCGCCGGGACAGGUGCGUGCCGUGCCCGGACCCCCCCCACCCCGUCCCCCAACCCAGCCCCUCAGGGCUCGCGGGGGGGUUGCUUUGGGACUCCCCACGGCCCCGUUCCGUCCGCAGCGCCGGCGGAGGGGGCCGCGCUCUUGUCGUGCCGCCGGUGCCGGGAGGGCUGCGCCAGCUGCCGGGACGAUGCGCCCUGCGAGGUGCAGGAGGACCGGGCGCUGCGUGCGGCCGUGCUGUGCUGCCAGGCGUGCUGCAUGCUGGCCGUGUUCCUCUGCAUGCUGAUCGCCUACCACUGCCGCCGGAGCAAGAGGAUCCGGGCGUCGGGCGUUGUGCUCCUGGAGAUCAUCCUCUUCGGGUCUCUGCUGCUCUACUUCCCCGUCUUCAUCCUCUACUUCAAGCCCAGCACCUUCCGCUGCAUCGCGCUGCGCUGGGUGCGCGUGCUGGGCUUCACCAUCGUGUACGGCACCAUCACCCUGAAGCUGUACAGGGUGCUGAAGGCAUUCCUGGCCCGCGCGGCGCAGCGUGUGCCCUACACGGCCAGCGGGCGCGUGCUGCGGGCGCUGGGGCUGCUGCUGCUGCCGCCGCUCUGGUUCCUGGCGGCGUGGACCUUGGCCACGCUGGAGAAUGUCACCAGGAACGUCCCCGUGGUGGCCCGCACGCAGACCGCCCAGGGGCUGCACUUCUCCAUCUGCAGCCACGACCGCUGGGACUACAUGAUGGUGGUUGCCGAGCUGCUGCUCCUGCUGUGGGGCAGCGCGCUGUGCUGGGCCGCUCGUGCCGUGCCCUCCGCCUUCCACGAGCCGCGUUACAUGGGCAUCGCGCUGCACAACGAGCUGCUCCUCUCCGCCGCUUUCCACGCGGUCAGGUUCGCUGCGGUGCCCUCGUUGCACCCCGACUGGACGCUGCUGCUCUGCUUCGCCCACACCCACGGCACCGUCACCGUCACCCUGGGGCUGCUCUUCGUCCCAAAGUUCCUGCACGCCGGUUCGCCGCUGCGGGAGGAGAUCGCGGCCGAGGUGUACGAGGACGAGGUGGACGCGCGGCGCUCCGGGCUGAGCAGCAGCAUCGCGUCCGCGUGGAGCGAGCGCAGCGUCGACCCCGAUGACAUCCGGGAGCUGAAGCAGUUGUACGCGCAGCUGGAGCUGCUGCGGUCGCGGCGGAUGGCGGCCCGCAACCCGCACCUCCCCGCGCCGCCCCCGGCCCGCACCUCCGGCAGCCGCCGCUCUUCGGCCAAACGGCCGCACGACGGAACCGGCGGGGGGGGGCGGGACGGGGGCGGCCCGCGCCGAUCCCGCAGCUCCGAGCAUCCCGCACAGGACCCGGCGGCGGAGGGGUGCGCGGAGCCGUCCGACAGCGAAUCGCUGUGUGCCGCCCCGCUGCUGCCCAGGUCCGCCAGCGCCCAGCAGCUGGGGGGGUCCGCGCAGCCCCCCCUGCUCCGCGCGGUGCUUCUGCAGAAGUCGCUGAGCGCCGGUGCGGGCGCGGUCGCCCCGUCCUGGGCCCCCCCCGAGCCGGGGGGGGUGUCCCCCAGCCCCGCUGCCGCCCCCCCGCUGCCGGACGGGGGUCCCCGGCGCGACGCGUCCCCCCCGGCUGACAGCAAGGGGACGAAGCGCGUCACUUACGCACCCGUCAAAAGCGUCAGCGUGGACGGCCCCCACCCCGCGGGGCGGGUGCGGGUGGUGGUGAAGAGGACCCCCCCGCCGCCCCCCGUGCGCUACCAGAGCCUCCCGCAGCGCCGCGGGGACGGCUCGGGGCCGGCAGCGGAGCGCGCGUCCCCCCCCUCGGGGCUGCGCUCCGGGCCCCCCACCCCCGCCGAGGUGUGCCCCUGGGAGCUGCUCCAGGAGGAGAUGCUGAGGAAGAAGCAGAACGGCGGCGAACCUCCGCCCUCCGCCCCCCCCGGGGAUACGGCAAGGACCCCCCCGAGCCUCAAGCCCCCCCCGCAGAGAGCCUUCAGGAGCUUGGGGUUCGCCAUCAGAGCCAUCAACCGCUCCAGAGCGAAACGCAGCCUGAAAGGGAGCAGGGAGGGCAGCGCUCGGAAACGGGGCCUCGAGCGGGAGGGGGGCAACGGGGGGGAGCAGCCCGGCCUGGCAGGGACCCCCCUGCCGCCUCCAACGGGGGGCAGCGUGGACCCCAACCCGCGGGAUGGGGACGUGGACCCCUCUCAGUGCAUCACCACCGGCUCCACGUCGGAGAUCCCAGUGCUGGGGGACGGCGAGGGGACAGCAGAGGGACAGAGGGACAGCGCUGCCGGGGGGGGCACGGACGCUGGUGAGGGCCCGGUGUCACCCUCGGUGGCCGCGCAUCCCUAUGGCACAGAGUCCCCAUGUGUGGCACAGAGCGGGGGGGGCACGGGGCUGAGGGCUGAGGUCUGUCCCUGGGAAGCACCGAGUGCCCCGGUGGGGUCCGUGUCACAGCAGGACGGGGCCGGGGGGGUCCCACCGGUGGGGGGCAGCCCUAUGAAGGCGCUGGGGAAGAGUGGCAGCCAGCCCGCUGCCUGCGGGGGGGGGACCGAGGGGCUGUUCCCCAGGAGCAGGAGCGCAGAGUGGGGCCGGGUGGGGGCUGGGGGUCAAAGGGAGAUCUGCCCCCCGGAGGGCAGCGGGGGUGAGGAUGUGGAUGGCCCCCGCCAUGCAGUUCCAGGGGUGGGGGGCAGCGGGGCAGGGGUCUGCCCAUGGGACACAGAGAGGGGGGAUGAGGGGGAGGGAGGAGCGAGGCAGGAUGCGUGUGGGGUUCCUGAAGGGGAUGGCAAACGUGGAUGGAGGAGCACUGAGGAGCACAGAGUGCAGCGGGAAGAGAGGGGUGGGGGUCUGGGGGGGCAUGGGGACACCCUGAUCUCUGCAGAGAGCCCCGAGAGGGGGAAUGCUGAGCUAAGGAAAUCCCAGAGUGCGGAGAUCUGCCCCUGGGAGGGACAGGGGGGGUCAAGGGUCAGCAAGGCAGAGAUCUGCCCCUGGGAGGAACAGGGGGGGGCAGGGGGGAGCAAAGCAGAGAUCUGGUUGUUUGCGCUGCUGUCUGUGUACGGGCUCUGA